AUUGCUGGUUUUCAGUCUUAUGCUUUUUAUUAUUUUUAGAUGAUCACAGUGCCAGAGGUACACGUUUGUUUCUGUUUUGCCAUGUACUAAUUAUAACCCAAGGUUAAAAGAUUUAGACAACUUCCUUCCUUCUCUUCUGCAGGCAACACUAUUUAAGAAAGAAAAAACAGUGACUGAAAAGAGAAAUACUUUGAUUCAUCUUAAAGACACAAAUCAAUACCAAAGUCUGUAUAAGGAAUGUUUAGAUUUUAUUUCAUGAAACUCUAAGGAUUUUAAUAAUGUUGUUUUUUAAAUUAGAAAAUCCAGCAUUUAAGAUUGUUCUUCCAUAGUGAAAAAAGUAUAUGCAAGAAGCAGCUGGGCUUCACAAAAAGAGGUAUGUGAAGAAAAUAAUGUGAAGAUCAGACUUUUCUUUCCAAACUCAGUCAUUUUAUACAACAUCAGAAUCAAAUUUUAUCAUUCCCAGGAAGUAUUUGAGAGAUUCUUCCAUAUUCCAACCUAUUACCACAAGUUGCCUUAAGGCAAUCUUUGCCUCUUGACUAUAUUCUGUAACUGUCUUUAAGCAUGCAGAAACUGAAUUGCUGUAAAACUGCAUUACCUUGUCAUGAGUUUGAAAUCCUUGGGAAAAUUGUGAUAGUGUUACAUCUAAAAUUACUUAAAAUAUUUAAAGUUUAAAAGGGUCUCUCUUUUUUUCUUUUUUUAAAUUUUUUUUUACAUUAUAAAGAAAUCCCAUACCAAAUUACUCAUAAAACUGUAACAAGCACUAUAAAAAUGUCAGUAUUAACCAACAAUUAGUAUACACACACACACACAGAGAUAUAUAUAUAUAUGUGAUUUAUGUCUUGUUUAAAGAUAGGGAAAUUCUGUAUGUUACAACAUAGACUACUGGACUUCCAAGUGGUUUUUUUGAUGUAGUUCAGUAUCUUCAGGGAGUUCUCUAGAACACAAAUACUCUAUAAUAGGACAGCCAAUAUCUAUGACUAAGGGUGGGUUAAAAUUAAUUGCCUGACAUAUGAACCAAACUGAACAGUGAUGUGAAUCCUUCAGUGCUCCACUGUGCUGCAGUGAACUACACUCCUGCCAGAAUCCCUAAAAUACUGACUUAACGCUGAAUAUGCAACCAUCAAUCUUCACACUCUUGACCCUUCCCCAACAUAUUUUUUCCUCAAUUCUCUUCCCAUCCAUUCUUAUCCCCAGCAGAACGCAUACAUUGCAUUAGCGUAGAGAAGCUCAUAAAAAACCCCAACAUACAAAAACAGCCCUCUCUCCCGGCCAAAAAAAUCAAAUCAAACAAGCAAUAAAAAAGCUCUCCACGUGCUGCUUUGGGUACAGCUGAGAUUUCCCGCCGGACUCUCUGGGCUUAUUGAUCAGAGGCUUGAACUUUUCACCCCUUUGGUAGCAGGGGCUGUCUGCCCGCGGGGGUGACAGCAGCUGACAUCAGCCGUGCGGCUCCUUCCCCGUUAAUGUCUGCAUGCUCAGAAGGCUGCUGUGAUCACACAGCCUUUUCUGAUUCGCAAUAACCCAAUCGGUCUGAUUUACACAGACUUCAGCCCUCCUGCACGGCGCUUUCGAGCCCGGGAUCUGCCGAGGUGCGGCUUCUCCUCCAAGCACCGAUCCCGGAGCAGCAGCAGCAGUGUCCCAGUGUCCCUCCAGCACCUGGAAAAGCUCAUACGCUGAAACACGGGGGUGAGCCAGCCUGGCGAGCCAGAAGCGCUGCACCGCUGUGCUGUGUGCUUGGUACAGAAACGGCGGCUACACACAAAGUUGCUCGGUGCCAUUUUAAAUGGAGCUGGAAGCCGCGAAGGCAGGGGACCGGCGGAUUUUUGUGCGUGCUUUGUGUGAGAUGCGCAGAGCGGUGAGACACCGCAGCCCACCCGCGGCAGUCCCGCUGCACGGCUCCUGCAGGGCUCCUUCAGCCUCUGGAGUGCCAGGACACUGCUGCCCGCACCUGCGGGCCUGGCUCCGCCUGCGAAUGGGAAAACGGCUCGGGUUGGAAGGGACGGUAAACAUUAUCCAGUUCCAAUCCCUCAGCCAGGGCAGGGACACCUUCCACUACACCAGGCUGCUCCGAGCCCCAUCCAGCCUGGCCUUGAAACUUCCAGGGACGGGGCAUCCACAGCUGGGCAGCCUGUGCCAGUGCCUCACCGCCCUCACAGAGAAGAAUUUAGUCUUAGUAUCUAAUCUAAGCCUACUCUCAGUUUGAAGCCAUUGCCCCUUGUCCUGUCACCCCAGGCUCUUGGAAAAGGUUCCUCAGCAGCCUGUGCCCUCCGGGCACGGCCGUGCUUAAACCACCGCUCCCUCAGCAGACCGUGACUACAGUCCGAGCCUGCGGACUCGCUCGGUGUCCGAUCCGUGCCGGGCUCUUCAGAGCCCGCAGGGACCGAGAGCCCCGAGCGGCCCCGGGCUCCGAGCAGCGCAGCGGCCACCGCGGCCCCAACGCCGCCUCAGCGGAAGCGGCUGCGCCGCCGGAACCGGCGGACGUGACCUCACGGCACGGCCCCUUCCCAGCCCUCCUCGCCGCGUCUGGCCGCUGCCGGUCGGCGCCUGAGGAGGAGGAGGAGGAAGGAGGAGGAGGAGGAGGAGGAAGGCGGGCGGGACGCGGGAUGCUGCCGGCGCAGCUCGGGCGCGCGCCGCGGCACCUGCUGGUGUGCGAGCGGGGCCACGCGCGCCACCCGCGCUCGCGGCACGCGGCGCACGUGCGGGAGCACGCCUACAGCUGCCGCGUGUCUUUUCUGAUCCCGGAAUGUGGCCUGCUACCUGAAGUGCUGAAAAGCACAAUUGCAGAUUUUGGAGAGUACUACCUGGUGAGGAAUUUACCUGUUCAUGAAUUGGUUGCUCAUGAAUUCAUUGAUGCUUUCGUGAAGAAAGGUUCAUGCUAUGCACUUACCUAUAAGACAAAAAUUGAUCAAGAUAAUACUGCAGCUCUGCUACCAAAUGGUAAACUAAUUCUUUCAGUGGAUAAGGAUACUUAUGAGGAGCUUGGACUGCAAGGUCGCCCUUCUCGGUAUUCAGGAAAAAAAGUAAUGAGAUAUAUUGUCACUAUUGACUUGACUGAUGCUGGCUUUCACCCUGAGAGCAAGAAACAUAACAGAGUGCUUUGGGCCUUGAAAGAAAAGAAACCUUUAGAAUUUGACUUCCUACUGGCUUGGUAUAAUACAGGUGCAGAGGGAUCAACAUUGAUGUCAUACUUUUCAAAAAACCAAAUACAGGCCCUGAAGCCAAAAAUAACAUUCAGCACCUUAAGGGACUUGCAGUGUCCAGUGUUACAAAGUAAUGAUCCACAAGGAAAACCAGAGGAGUCCUGCAGUACAGAGGAGCUCUUUGAAUGGCUGGGUGCUGUCUUGAAUCAAGUUAACUUAGACAACAAAUCCUCCAGCUUCUUAUCAACCUAUUGCUGCCCUGAGCCCAACACAGUGGUGGAAAAAGCUUUUUUGUGCACAAUCACAGGCUUUAUAAUUCCAGAGAAGAUUAUUCAGUUAUUGGAGCAGCUGUGUUGCUAUUUUGGUGAACCAAAACUGGCAUAUUGGCUGACCUUAACCGUGCAUGGCUUUGCAGACAGCCCUGUUUCCUGGAGAGAAAAUGAACAUGGUUUCCACAAAGGAGGAGAGAACUUGUACAAUUUUGUCAUUUUUAGAAAUCUGGACUACUGGCUUCAGAUGGCUGUAGGAGCUCAUGAUGAUUGCCCUCCAUAAAGCUAUGUCCACAGAAGAAGUUCUCUAAUAAUCCCUAGUUACUCACAGAAAACUAAUAAAGUGUUUUUUGUACAAGUAGUAAUGUAACAGA
Messenger RNA from Oenanthe melanoleuca, 3780 nucleotides. RefSeq names its product ribonuclease P/MRP subunit p40 (gene RPP40). The transcript is spliced from 8 exons. Bases 2601 to 3689 code for a protein of 362 amino acids. Gene Ontology annotation, cellular component: multimeric ribonuclease P complex; ribonuclease MRP complex. The record is from RefSeq and is a predicted model, not a curated record. Gene Ontology annotation, biological process: tRNA 5'-leader removal; endonucleolytic cleavage in ITS1 to separate SSU-rRNA from 5.8S rRNA and LSU-rRNA from tricistronic rRNA transcript (SSU-rRNA, 5.8S rRNA, LSU-rRNA); tRNA 3'-end processing. Gene Ontology annotation, molecular function: ribonuclease MRP activity; ribonuclease P activity. NCBI's taxonomy places the organism in Eukaryota, Metazoa, Chordata, Aves, Passeriformes, Muscicapidae.